Messenger RNA from Ornithodoros turicata, 4595 nucleotides. RefSeq lists its product as uncharacterized. Gene Ontology annotation, cellular component: plasma membrane. Gene Ontology annotation, molecular function: metalloendopeptidase activity. The transcript is spliced from 2 exons. Lineage: Eukaryota; Metazoa; Arthropoda; Arachnida; Ixodida; Argasidae. Gene Ontology annotation, biological process: protein processing. The record is from RefSeq and is a predicted model, not a curated record. The coding region runs from base 1720 to 3939 and encodes 739 amino acids.
UCGAUUUAUAUCGUGACGACGACGGUAUUACAGAAGAAGAAGUGUCCAGAGGAUUGGCGCCACGCGCUCACGGCCACUGAACUGGUUGACCUGUCUUCUCUGACCUCACUUGUCCUCAUUCAGGUUCUAUUCCCCUCAAGGAGCCACGCAAGAAUCAUCUCGAAGCCCUACGUUGGACCAUCAAUCAGGCGUUAUGGCUGUGAGUAUUACGACGCUAUUACGAAAUAGUUAACUUUUUCUCACCUGUCGUGCAAACUCAUCUGUAAUUAACAAGGUCGAAUUUCGAACAACGGACAACCGGUGCACAUUGGCGACACAGGGAUAUUUCCAACCUUUCCGCCAUUCUGGUAAUGUUGACUUGUCAGCCACGACCAGGUUAAAGUGGCCAUAAACCUCCACCUCCGAGGUCAGUUACGUCCGGGUUGAACGAGUGCUAUCAUUCAUUUUUAUUUCUCCUACAUCCUGCGCUGUUAUUUUGAUGUUUCUUGCUUUUCGUUCUUAUCAUUUCUUUAUUUAUUUUACAUGCUGCCUACCGUACACAUAUAAAAAAAAUUGAGGGCGAUUGAUGUAAUUAAUGCGUUGACAAUGCGCUAGCAUUAGAGAUUCGGCUUCCUUCUAAAUGCUUCUCCGUUGCGCCUAGAUCACACCUCAUACAGCACAGCACACCACAUACAGACAUGACACAUGACAGACGCCACAUGACAUGAUAUACAAACUCAGCCGCUUUCGAAACUCUCUGAGAACGUACGAGACACACUGAAUUUGUCCAGAGACGAGGCGCAACUGACGACGGCUCAAGCAGUCAAGCUCCAGCUGCCACGUCUCCACGCUUCCACGUGACGGACAAGAGCGAAUCAGCUUGCGGAGUGCAGCCUGAUUCGCUCUCUUCCGUCACGUGCUGCGCCGUACACGGAAACCUCGGUCACCACGCUACGACGCCGGCUUCUCUUCGAAAUGGGGCUUCUAAUGAUAACGCAUAAAUACUUCGACUAGAAUGUGUUCUCUGUGGUGUAGCUUCAGACAUGCAGAUAUGAAGGGAAACUAAUAGCCCCGAAGUCUUCGCUGAAUUAUUCCGUUUCGAUUUAAACACAGUACGCUUCUGUUAAGAAUUAGGAGAGUCUCGAGGAUAUAUGCAACCCAAACGUUUAUUUGAUUUAUAGUGCGUGAGCAUGAGGUCCGUGACUGAGGCAGAUUGCGCUUGAGUCACCUCUUCCUUCUCUAUGAUGAGGGUAUUUUCAACAACUUCCAUUUCGCGAUGAUCGUCGACGCCGCGAUGAUUGAUCAUCAAAACACGGCAGACUGAUGGACAAAUCGGGGGCAGGCGAGCUUUGGUUUCGAAAUUUGCAAGUUUUGAAAUUGGUAAUGACUCGUUUGCCAACGCGUUAAGUAGCCCUAUUGGCUAGAUCGAAGAAAGAUGGGAACAGCCCGCUUGAAAGCGCUUCUACUGUUCAUAUUUCUACCAUUCGAAGUUUAUUGUCACCAAAGUGGGACAAAACGCCGUCCCCAGGAAGGCUGGUCGGACAGCGAGCAAGAAGUGAAAAAGCGUGACUUGACACUUUAGGUUAAAGCUGUUUCUAAGCCAGCUGAAACACAUGCCAUGCAGGUGACAUGAACAUCUGACUCCGAACAACGCCCCUGCAAGACCUUUGAGAACAUGAGGCGCGUGCAGGUCCACACGGAGAACACUAGAAAGCCUCUCAUCCGCUCACGUGGCGCUGCAUGACAUCAACUCGGGAAUGGUCACGUGGGAGGGAAGAUGACAGCCACGCGGGGUCCGCUGCACGGACAGGACUCGCCGACAACCAGUCGUCCAGUGUCACAUCUGAGACUACCUCGCAAACCCAAGCGUCUCACGAAAUUCGCUAUCAACGCCCUGUACGUGCUGACACCUCCAGCAUCGUCAAGUUCAAACGCGUAAUCAUCUUUUUCAUCCCGGUAUUUCUGUUGCUCGGCGUUGUAACCUAUUUUGUCAUCAAGCACGUCAGCGACCGGAAAGUCUACCUGCUCUGCGAUUCGCAAGCUUGUAGCGCGUUUGAAGUAAUGCUCAGUAGGACCAUAAACCACCGUCUCAAUCCGUGCGACAACUUCUACGCCUUCGUCUGUGACGGUUGGAACAAGGCUCAGUUGAAGUCUGUCUACCGAAGCCACUUGGACUACUUUCUGGCGUUGCUGAACGACAAUCUCCAGGAAAAUGUUCCUCGAUAUGGGCAGGACCCGCAUGAAAAGGCGGCAGCAUUCUUUCAAGCGUGCAGAAUGGCUGCACAGAAGAAUCGUGGAGAUACGCACGGCUUCAGAAGUAUUCUCUCUGAAAGCAACGUAGACUGGCCCAGCAUCUCCGAGAAGGCGGACGUGCUCUUGUCAUUGGUCAGAUUUUUCAGGAUUCUUAGGGUAACGAACCUUUUGAACAUUGAGAACAGUGAAAACGUAUUGGUCAUUCAUGGAGGUGGAGCAGAAGCUUCCAACUACAAGAAGAGGGCAGCCGUAAUUGAAAACUCAGGAAGAUACCAAUGGUACUACGAGACAUUUCAAAAUGCAACAAAAAGUACACGCACGAGGGAAGAAUUUAUGCUUCCAUACUCCGAAUUUUUGCAAAUCGAAGUUGCAAUACUCGAUGAUCUCGCAAACUAUAGCAAGGACACUAGCACGAACCCACCGAAGAACUUGCAUGAGCUGGCGAACCUGACAAAUGAAAUUUCUUACGAGCGUUGGUUAAGACUCGUGACAGAGGAGCUUGUCCUCCCUGCAGAUGCCCCGGUAUUCAGCCAGGAUGACUGCGAUUACCUACGGGCGUUUAGCGGACUUUUGAACAAGAUGGAAGAGAAGUAUAUUCACUACGAAGUAGGCUGGAUCAUGGUGCAACAUUGCGCUCCCUUCAUCAAUAGGGAAGUCCUGGGCGCCUAUGCGGGCGACUUUGACCCGUCCGACGCAGGAAAACGUCGAGAUAUACAAAACCGCAACCUCUGCCUCGACCUCACUGAAACCUACAUGAGGUGGUCGAUCUAUGUGAAGUUUUCGGAGGCGUACGCUCCAAGCGCCUCUAUAAGAGAAGUGCGUAAGAUAAUCGACGACAUUGGCAAAGUCGCUUUUAUUAGGACCGGGGCUACAGAAGACAGCAUGGGUGCAGGUUAUGUCAACUCUUCAUUGCGAGAACAGUUGCACUUGAUGACGAAGUACCAAGACCGCUUUGAGGAUUCCAAUUUUCUGAGCGCCACAUUCUUCAACAUCAGUGACAUGGGUCCUUUCAUCUUCCAGAACUGGCGCAGAGUUGUUAACGAUUUCCUCACGCGCGGAAACAUGACCCUUUGGGAGCUGGUCAGCACACAUUUCAUUUUUGGAUUACUCGCCACGAGUGAGGCCUACAAUCUUUACAAUAAAGCUGAUGACAUGUACUUGUUACCACCUUACGCGAUGAUGCUUCCACUGUACGACAAUAACGUCAUGAGUGCAAUCAAGCACGCUGCCUUAGGAUCAGUCAUCGCCUCGGCGGCCAUCGCUAUGACCGGGUGUUCGAACAGGAGCAAAGGCUCAGUCAGAAAUCAAUCUCUUGACGAGCACACUAACAAACAAGUGGGUGAUGCGGCAGCUGCGCUAGAGGUAGCCUGGGAAGCAUACAGGAAGGCAACAGAAUAUGCUAAGGAUGUUCGACUUCGUCAUCUGCCACAUUUGUCGUCCAACGCAAUCUUUUUUGUCGCUACGUGUUAUACUCUGUGUGGCCAGCCUGCUAACACUUACCCAGCAUUGCGAUGCAACGAGCCCUUGAAACAUCGACCUGAGUUCACUGGAACUUUUUCUUGUAAUGAUGUCUCUUUUAAUGAUCCUGAGUUGAAGCUCUACGACCUACGUCCUCUGCCAAGGCGUCCGCUCGUUGGUGGUAACCAAGGUCGUGCUGAAGACUGGGAGGUGGUGGGUUCGAAUCCUACCGCCGGCUGUGCUGUCUGAGGUUUUCCCUGGGUUUUCCGAAGACUUUCCAGACGAAUGUCGGCACAGUUCCCCCUGAAGUCGGCCCAGGACGCAUACUAACCCCACUGUCCCCCACUCCUUCCUGCUAUCCUCUCUCCGUCUGUCCACAUCUGUACGUCGCUCAUAGCCACAGUUGCUUCGCGGCGCUAACACCCAAUCAAAAAAAAAAAAAAAAAAAAAAAAAAAAACGUCCUCUGUAGAUGUCACCUUUAUUCCUGUAUGAGAUCGCCACGUGACCAAAGCUAGUUUAUAUGGCAUGCUAGGAAAUAAUAUUGCCAAGUUAAAUAUAUGCUCGAGGAGAUAGCUCCUAACGGUUUCGUUGUGCUUUCUUAAACUGGGGUGACGUCAGGGGAGAAAUGUCUGGAUUGGUAUUGGUUCGCGUACAUAACGCCGCUAGCGUCGAAGUGCGGAACGCGAUAAAUUUUCAAAUCUGCCUGAUAUAACAGACUGUUCUUCUUCUGGGCCCAGAAGAGCAGUCUACGUUAAAUAUAUCAGCGGCUGUCGUCCUGAGGCAAUUCCCGUCACACAUAUACUGUGGUAUUAGCUUUGGAUUGGUUUGUGGUCAUUGGACUAUACAGUAUAGAUUUUUUUUCCAUGGCUAAGCCGUCCUACCAAUAAACAUUUACCAAAGAGUU